CCACAUGGCUGACGUGUUGAAAUGUGGAAGAGACAAAUCACCAAUGUUCGAACUGAUGCAAUUUUUCCAUGUCUGAUACUGUGUGGAAGAGCCUGGCAUCUCGCUGAUCACAACCAAGCUGUCCUGGUAUAGUAUUCAGAACUUAUCAACUUUGGACUAUAAUGGUAAACACCAUGAAGAUUUUCCUCACAGUGACACUUGUAAUGUUCAGUGUUCUGUUCUACAAGAUCUGCGUGGAGAGUGCCACAUCCCCUUCAACUAACAAUGGGGCUUUGACUGUGGUGCCAGACCAAGACAGUGGUGAUGAAGAUGAUGGAGUGACUGUGAGUGAAGAAUUAUCAGAAAUCGAAUACAGUGAUGAAGUGUUCUAUCCAACUAAAGACUGGCAGAAGGUCAAGAAAGGUCAAGCUGUUCCAUCUGGCCUUCAUGUAAGACUAAACCUAGAAACCGGUGAGAAGGAGGCCAAGCUGAUGGAGGGGGAUGAUGGGAUGAAGUACUGGAAAGAAGGGGACAGGCAAGGUAUGGUCAAUCCUAAAAACAAGUUUUUUUCAAGAGAUGAGCUGAAGCAAGCCCUAAAGGAUUUCAAAGCUGAGGCUGUUGAUGAGGAAACUACAAAGAGGCGAGAAGAAAGUGUGAAGAAAAAGUUCAGGAAGUAUGAGGACCUGAAGAAGGAUUUGGCAUCCAUGAACAUGGACAUUAAAACUGACGGUGAAAUUAUAACAACUUUGGUGGAGAGGUUGAAGCAGGCUAACACAGAGAUAAAGGAAAAACGUAACACCUUAACAAACCUGGAAUUUUAUCUGCAUCAGAUUGACAACGCUGUGAUGUUUUGUGACAUGGGAGGUAUGGCACCUCUAGUUAGACUUCUCAAUCACACUCACAAGGACCUGAGGGCAGAGGCAGCUUUUGUGUUAGGCUCUGCUACACAGAGUAAUCCGAAGGUACAAGUUCAGGCUGUGGAGACUGGUUCCUUGCCCCAGCUCAUCAGGCUGCUGUCAACUGAUGAAGACAUGACUGUCAGAAAACGUGUUCUUUUCUCCAUAUCGUCUCUAAUACGACAGUUCCCAUUUGCGCAGCAGAAGUUCCUGCAGCUCGGAGGGCUAGCUGCUUUGUCACAACUUUUCUCUGAGAAAGGCACGGAGAAACUACAGCUGAAAGCUAUCACCCUAUUGAAUGAUCUCUUACUUGAGCAGAAACAUAUUAAGGAGAUGAAUCCUGAUGACUCCAGUGUAAAAUUAAGAAUCGAGCAGUACAAAGAAGUGCCGCUGCUGGAGACAAUGUUAGAGCAGGGUUGGUGUGAAAUGAUUCCAAGGCUUCUUGACGCGUCUGAGCAUGAUGUACGGGAGAAGGUGCUACAGGCUAUGGUCAACCUCAGAGACCCGUGUAAACACAGCUUUUCCAAAUCGUUUCACCGCUUACAAAAACUUCAGGCAGAAUACAAGGAAUUGGCAGAAGAAGAGAAGGUUGAUGGAGCUGAUGAUGAAUACUUCACAACUUUGCUGAAUAGUGUUAAUUCUGUUAUUGUGAAGGUGGCAGAGAAAGAGGAGUUGUAGACAGAUGAUGUGUGCAUGGGUGUAUGUUGUUUGUGUGUGCAUGCUUGUGAUAACAUAUUGUUAUGUUUCAUCCGUCUUUGCUGCAGAUCCUUGCUGGUCAAGUGAUCAAGAGUGCUAUCUUUGACUACUGAGGUUGACGUUUCAAAUCUAGCUCCUUAUAUGUUGGCCAUGCGAUUGACGCGUCAGGAAAUUUGACAUUUACAUAGCACUGAAGAUUCUUUAGUUUGCCUAUUUAGUGAUACAUGGCUCCGUUUCCUCCACCUUGCCUAAGUAGUUUUGCAUGUGAUAUGAAAGUUACAUGGAAAUGCAUAAAUAAUUUACUGCAACUGACAUUCCAUUUAUUUGUCACGUGGGACUUGUAUUGUCAAUUCCUUAGUGAGAAUGUACAUUUACAUGUAGGUGCUGUGGACUAAAGAUAUAUGGUUUCCACCAUGAAUUUUUUGACCAUUCCUUCUAUCCUUCUCUACAUUAUCUGAUCUUUUUAUCUCAAAGAUAUACUGGUAAUGUUGUUUUGCUAGGAAAAGUCAUGCUUCAGUAUUCUCUUGCGUUGACACUGACCAGCCAUAAAGGUGCACUUCAUUGUGUUUGAAGUUUUUGUUUAUUUAUUUAUUGUACAUAAGCAUCCAUUUCACUUAGAUUAAUGUAUCAUGCUCAGUCGCUUUGUAAUAUUUUUAUUUUGAAAUGAUUGUACAAAAGAAUAUGUACAUUUUUACGAAUUUUCGGUAUGAAAUAAUAGGAGAGUUUCGAGUUGGUACUCUUUUGUCAUCAAAGGUAAAACAAUCCUACUGUGUCAUGUGACAUGUGAAAAAUGUUAGGCAACCUUUGUUGACAUCAGUUUACCGAUCACUUGCCUCACCCUGUUCCAGAGGCAUAAUUGACACCUCUUUCCUUUAGGAACUUCUCAUGUUCACCAAUAUUUAGCAUCUCAAUUUUCUCCAUCAUUCAUGUAGGCUAAAUUACAUUUCAUAAAACUUUUUUUCAUGUGCCAAUGUGAUCCAAAAUACAUACAUACAAAUACACAGCCUAACAUUUUUGACAGAUCACAUAAUGCAGUUUUUCUCGCGUUAUUGAUAAAUCAGUUCGAACUCGAAACUCCCCUUUUCAUGCUAUUAAUGUUUAAUAUAUACCAAAACUGUGUUUAAAGAGGAACACUUAGAACUGCUGUCCCUGUCAGGAUAACAUAUUGACACAUUGUGAAUGUAAAUAUUAAAAAUAUAUGAAUAAAAUGAAUUAUGGUCAUCAAUAUGUUUGUUUGUUUUUAUAGAUCGUUUGAUCCAGUUUGUUAUUUAGCCAGUUCAAGAUCCCUGUAUGCAAUACAAAGAAUGAGUAAAACAAUGUAUCUUAAAUAAACACAAUUAUAAAUAAG
Liolophura sinensis is the source of this 2919-nucleotide messenger RNA. Its product is annotated as nucleotide exchange factor SIL1-like. The record is from RefSeq and is a predicted model, not a curated record. The coding region runs from base 162 to 1553 and encodes 463 amino acids. The transcript has 10 exons. Gene Ontology annotation, cellular component: endoplasmic reticulum. Gene Ontology annotation, molecular function: protein binding; adenyl-nucleotide exchange factor activity. Lineage: Eukaryota; Metazoa; Mollusca; Polyplacophora; Chitonida; Chitonidae.